Molecule: messenger RNA, 975 nt
Organism: Aedes albopictus (Asian tiger mosquito)
Lineage: Eukaryota; Metazoa; Arthropoda; Insecta; Diptera; Culicidae
Exons: 4
Coding region: 23-727 (234 amino acids)
Source: RefSeq, a predicted model, not a curated record
UCAUUUGAGUGACUGUUGGUUCAUGCAUUUCCGGUUACUCUUCCAGUCGAGUUUUAAUCAAGAAGAAAUCAAUCAAAGAACAAAUACCAUGUCGCAAUCAAACGACGUUUACCUGCAAUGUUCACCCUCAGUUGCCUUCACCGUUUUGAGCCAAAUCUUGACCAGCAGUGGCUUUCCGAUCGAUGAACCGGACCCUCGUAAAAUAGCCAAAGUACUCAGCCCAGCCAAAGCUUUGCCGCCUGUUGCCAUGGUUUCGAUCCCGCUGGACGACGACGUUGUGGAGAAGGAACAUUAUAGAGAAAGGACACCAGAAGUGGCGGAGGCGUCGAUAUCAGAUCAAAUUUCUCACGAACAAGUGCCCGGUUCUUUGCAGUUUGCUAGCGGUGGUGCUGGUGGCCCUACCACAAGCACGCCGCUUCCCAGGAUCCCCCAGUUGAUCAACCUUUCGAUGGAGCAUUUUAACUUCAACGAAGUUGAGCUAGCACUGAUGGAGGAGUGUUCCGUCAUCGACGAGGAAAACAUGGAGCUGUCCUACCUGAGGCAAACGCUGUCGCUCAGCAUGCUGGAAGCUGAGUUCCUGCGAAUGCAGCUCAGAAUGUUCAAUCUGAAGGCGCGUUCCAUUUUGGAACUGUUCCAGUACUGCGAUGGCUCCAACGCUGGCUUUUGCCGUUGUCCAGAAAUUCGGAAGCGGAUCUUUGAGAUGGGAAUUCUGGUUCAACGCCAAUGAAGGGUAUGUUUCUUUCAAUUUCAUACAUUUACCUCAAACCUGUUCAGUAUCAAUGUGCGACGAUUUAUUACACGUAUUUUGGAUCAAUGGAUUCUAGAAUUCAGCGGAUUUAGUAUCCGCCCGGUGAUCAGUGCCAAGUCCAACUCCUUAUCUAGGAUGCAGAACAAAAAUGGAUAGUUGAUGGCCAGUUCGAUUGGGUUUUUAUACAGUGACGUAAAUCCUGUAAAAGAAAAUGAUAUUUGUUAAAA